UCCACUUUCGCAAGACUAACGAGCAUGAGGCGAUUCACCGGCGAAGCAGAAACAGCUCCUGAAAAGCUGCCACAUCCGGGGAGACAAUUCUUCCUGCAACACCCUCUUUAUCUGGACGCCAUCGCUGCCUUCUUCGUUGGUUUCGCCGUUGGGAUCCUCCUCUUCCUCCUCUGGCGCUCCCUGCUCCUCCUCCGGAGAUUCUUUUUCGCCGGCUGCACCCUCGUCAGUAGAGUCACUGUCCUGGAGGGAGAGGAGCCGGCGGGAGACGCUCCGAUGGUCUUCGGCCCGAUGCUCCGCGGGCCGGAGUUCGACCUCUUCAUCCAUCAACUCCAGCAGGACGGCGUUCCCCGCCCCGGCAAGGUCAUCGGCCGCGGUGGCUGCGGCGAGGUCUACGAAGCUGAGCUCCUUCUCCGCGACCGGCCGCUGCGCGUCGCCAUCAAAAAGAUCGAUCUGCCCGCCGACGGCCAAGAGGAGCCCGAGGGGUUCCACUGCCGCAUGCGGCAAGUGCAGUCGGAGAUCCGGACGGUGGGUUACAUGCGCCACCCCAACCUCCUCCGCCUGCUGGCGCACAUUCCGAGCCCACCCCGCUGCCACUACCUCGUCUACGAGUACAUGCCGCACGGUUCUCUGCACGACCUCCUCCGGCGGCGCGGGGCGGCGCUCGAUUGGCCGAUCCGCCAGAGGAUCGCGCUGGGCAUCGCCGCCGGCCUAGAGUACCUCCACGCGGUGCACUGGCCGCGGGUCAUCCACCGCGAUCUCAAGCCCGCCAACAUCCUACUCGACCGUCACUUCAUCCCGCGCAUCGCCGACUUCGGGCUCGCCAAAAUGCUGAGCGGCGGCAACGGCGGCGGCGGGAGCGGAUGGACCUCGCGGUCCAACAACCUGGUGGGCACGAUGGGAUACAUCGCGCCGGAGUACUACCAGACGCUGGUCUGUACGGACAAGUGCGACGUGUACAGCUUCGGCGUGAUUCUGGCGGUGCUGGUGACGGGGAGGUUCCCGAGCGACAAGUUCUUGGAGGAGAUUGAGGAAAUGAGCCUAGUGAGUUGGGUCCGGCGGGUGGUGGCGAGCUCCGAUGAGGAGUUUGCGGCGGCGAUCGACGAAAACUUGCAAGGGAAAGGGUUCGAGGAGCAGAUGCUUCUGGUGCUGAAGGUCGCGUGUUUCUGCACCUACGAUGACCCCAACCAGAGGCCUGACACUAGGGACGUUCGUCGCAUGCUAUCGCAGACAGUCCAAUCCACUCACGGUAACAAUAUCUCAUGCGCUAACCACUAGAUCGUCUCGAGGGGAUCAGUCCAAUCCACUCACAAUAAUAUUAACGAUAACAAUUAAAUGAUUUCAUAUUUUUAUGAGAUUGUUUAUUUAAUUCUAAUCAGCUUUGAGAAACAACCAAUCAAUCCUUCACGACUAAAUCAAGA
Molecule: messenger RNA, 1418 nt
Organism: Zingiber officinale
Lineage: Eukaryota; Viridiplantae; Streptophyta; Magnoliopsida; Zingiberales; Zingiberaceae
Product: leucine-rich repeat receptor-like serine/threonine/tyrosine-protein kinase SOBIR1
Exons: 1
Coding region: 25-1275 (416 amino acids)
Biological process (GO): protein phosphorylation
Molecular function (GO): ATP binding; protein kinase activity
Source: RefSeq, a predicted model, not a curated record